AAUCUAGUCUUCGAUUCAAACCGCGGGAAUAUUAGUGAGGCUUAUUAUCGAGGUGAGUGUGCAUUAUCUAGAAACGUCAGCGUGGAAAUAAAAGUUUAUCCUCCAUCCACUUGUACUUCACAACAUGUCUAACUCAGGUCCACCACCUGAAAAGAAGCAGAGAAAGGAAACUUUAAUGAGCUCUGAGCUUGGAAAGUUCCUCGAUAAGAAAGUUCGCGUCAAGUUCCAAGGUGGACGUGAAGCCACAGGUGUGUUGAAAGGAUAUGAUCAGCUGUUGAAUCUGGUACUAGACGGGACAGUUGAACACAUCCAAGAUCCUGAAGACCCGUUCAAGAUCACCGCGGAAACAAGGAGCCUCGGACUAGUGAUUUGUCGAGGGACAGCUGUUGUGCUGAUAUGUCCGUUUGAUAGCAUGGAACAAAUAGCAAAUCCUUUCAUUCAACAGGAGCAAACAAUCUAGUUUUUUGUGCAUGUAUUGUAUAAAUUGUUCGACCUUCUUUUAUUGUUCUGUAUAACUUUCAAUUCGCUUUGUUUAUCUAUAAUUAUAAUUGUUGUUAAAUGA
Molecule: messenger RNA, 562 nt
Organism: Halichondria panicea
Lineage: Eukaryota; Metazoa; Porifera; Demospongiae; Suberitida; Halichondriidae
Product: U6 snRNA-associated Sm-like protein LSm7
Exons: 4
Coding region: 125-460 (111 amino acids)
Biological process (GO): mRNA splicing, via spliceosome; nuclear-transcribed mRNA catabolic process
Cellular component (GO): catalytic step 2 spliceosome; U2-type prespliceosome; spliceosomal tri-snRNP complex
Molecular function (GO): RNA binding
Source: RefSeq, a predicted model, not a curated record